AUGACAAGUUCUGCUGUAAGUAAAACUAAAAGUGACACUGAAGGUUCUUUGCCUGGCGAAUUACAUAAUGUUCCUUCGAGCUCGGUAUCUCUGCCGACUCCAAUCUCCACAGACACACCAGGUGCAGGAGCAGCAUUGCCUGUUGGCAGCAAUGUCAAUGAAGUGAUAGCCGCGGGUACUGCAGAGACGCCUAUCUGCAUUCUCGUGCUAGGAAUGGCAGGAAGUGGGAAAUCAACACUGGUGCAGGCAUCUGCAUUUCCUACAGUGAUUGUAUACGUGAUGGACACACCACGUAGUGUCAAUCCAGUCACAUUCAUGUCUAACAUGCUCUAUGCCUGCAGCAUCAUGUACAAGUAUAAACUCCCCUUCAUAGUUGCUAUGAACAAGGUUGAUGUAGUGGAUAACCAGUUUGCAGUGGAUUGGAUGACGGAUUUUGAGAUUUUCCAGCAAGCUCUUGACAGUGAGACAUCUUAUGUGUCCAACCUUACACGCUCAAUGAGUCUAGUUCUAGAUGACUUCUACAGUGAUCUUAAGUCAGCUAGAAAUAUCAGCCUGUCACAGGGAUCUGGAUUGGCCAAUUUUUCCAAGCUCAAUUGA
This is a messenger RNA of Priapulus caudatus, 597 nucleotides long. Its product is annotated as GPN-loop GTPase 1-like. The transcript is spliced from 4 exons. Gene Ontology annotation, molecular function: GTPase activity. The coding region runs from base 1 to 597 and encodes 198 amino acids. The record is from RefSeq and is a predicted model, not a curated record. NCBI's taxonomy places the organism in Eukaryota, Metazoa, Priapulida, Priapulimorpha, Priapulimorphida, Priapulidae.